Messenger RNA from Eutrema salsugineum, 1637 nucleotides. Its product is annotated as IAA-alanine resistance protein 1. Gene Ontology annotation, biological process: zinc ion transmembrane transport; intracellular zinc ion homeostasis. Gene Ontology annotation, cellular component: membrane. Lineage: Eukaryota; Viridiplantae; Streptophyta; Magnoliopsida; Brassicales; Brassicaceae. Gene Ontology annotation, molecular function: zinc ion transmembrane transporter activity. The transcript has 11 exons. The coding region runs from base 102 to 1505 and encodes 467 amino acids. The record is from RefSeq and is a predicted model, not a curated record.
CUCUGCUUCUGCAUCGUCUGCUUCAUCACCAUUGAAGGCACCUGCUGCACCAACCGCCGCUCUUCGUAGUUCUUGCAUUUGAUUUUGACGGAGACUCUUAGAUGUCGCUCUCGCUGACGAGGCUCGUGGUUCCGUUUCUGCUUUUGGGUCUGUGUCUGGAUCUGUGCGUAGAAACCGGAUUCUCUCAGUCAACGCCGGCGCGUGAGGAUCACGUGCAUCAUCACGGAGGUGGGUGUAGUCAUUCGCAUGAUCACGAUCACGAUCAUCAUCAUGUGAAGACGGAGCCGGUAAAGAUGAAGUUGCCGGAGGAGCUUGCCGAGGAAGAGGACAUGAGGCUGUGUGGGUUUGGUCCUUGUCUUCAUCAUGGUCACGAUCACGAUCACGAAUCCAGUUCUAGUCUCUCUGGAUUUGCACUGUGGAUUAAUGCAUUGGGAUGCUCUCUUUUGGUUAGCUUGGCUUCACUCAUCUGUUUGGUUUUGCUGCCAGUUAUGUUUGUGAAAGGGAAGCCAUCAAAAUGGUUUGUUGAUGCGCUGGCUCUCUUUGGGGCAGGAGCUAUGUUGGGGGAUGCUUUUCUACACCAAUUGCCCCAUGCUUUUGGUGGUGGUCACUCUCACUCUCAUGAUCACCAUGAGAGCCAUGGCCAUCAUGAUCAUGAUCAUUCUCAUUCGGAUUCGCCUUCACACUCACAUUCUAUACAAGAUCUGUCUGUUGGGUUGUCUGUUCUCGCUGGGAUUGUGGUCUUCCUUCUUGUGGAGAAGUUGGUGCGGUAUGUCGAAGAAAACUCGUCUGGGUCCAAUACUUGGGGCCAUCAUCACCACCACCACCAUGCAGGCAGUAAGAAACUGAAAGAUGAAGAUCAUAACAACGUGGACAAACAAUCUUCCUCUGAUGCAGCUUUAAAUUCAUCAGAGAAAGUCUCUAGCGACUCUAAGGAUGGAUCUCUCCGUAAGAGAAAGACUUCUGCGGUUGAUGCUGCUGAUAAAUCAGAUUCAGGCGCAGAAAUUACAUCUGAUGGGAAAUUGGACAAAUCAGAACAGGUGGAGACGCAUUCAAGCCUAGUCUUUGGUUACCUCAACUUGUUCUCUGAUGGUGUUCACAAUUUUACUGAUGGAAUGGCGUUAGGAAGUGCGUUUCUCAUCUACGGAUCAGUUGGUGGAUGGUCAAGAACUAUGUUUUUACUUGCCCACGAGCUUCCCCAAGAGAUAGGUGAUUUUGGGAUUCUAGUGAGGUCAGGCUUCACUGUAACAAAAGCACUCUUCUUCAACUUCCUCUCUGCACUCGUCGCACUUGCAGGAACUGCAUUGGUUUUGGUCUGGGGAAAUGAACCGGGACAGUCAUCGUUGAUUGAGGGAUUCACAGCGGGAGGAUUCAUAUACAUAGCUGUUGCUGGUGUUCUUGCGGAGAUGAACAACUCUGGAAAAUCGACACUAAAAAACAGUGCGUGUCAUUUGAUUUCUUUGAUUCUUGGCAUGAGCGUUGCCCUUGGCAUCUCUCUUCUUGAAUGAAUCUCUCACAACAAUAUUUUUUUUUGUAAACCGAUAUAGAGGUCCCAAGAACUUGGGUUACAAGAAUAUUAUACCCAGUUCUUAACUCUUUCAAUUGAAAACUAGACAUUUUUAUAAACACAAACUUAUGCU